Volvox carteri f. nagariensis is the source of this 1662-nucleotide messenger RNA. RefSeq names its product ZIP family transporter. Gene Ontology annotation, biological process: zinc ion transmembrane transport. The transcript is spliced from 6 exons. Gene Ontology annotation, molecular function: zinc ion transmembrane transporter activity. The record is from RefSeq and is a predicted model, not a curated record. Gene Ontology annotation, cellular component: membrane. Bases 1 to 1662 code for a protein of 553 amino acids. Lineage: Eukaryota; Viridiplantae; Chlorophyta; Chlorophyceae; Chlamydomonadales; Volvocaceae.
AUGACUUUGGAAACCGGCUCCGUCAUUGGCACUGCUGCCACCCCCUCCGUCUCCCUAUGGCUGCUGCUCGCCAUGACCAUGGUUAUGUCCCUGCUAUCCGGCGUCGGUGCGUUGCCUUACCUCUUUACGGGCAAGCUGGAGCCAUAUUGGUCGGGCAUCGCCAAUGCAGUUGGUUGUGGCGUCAUGCUGGCUGCCAGCUUCGACCUGCUUGAGGAGUCCAAGGCCUACAGCGCGCCGCUGGUGCUGGGCGGCAUCCUUCUGGGGGUUCUAGCUAUGGCCUAUAGCCAGUCCUGGCUUUCGCGCUUUGAAAACGCCAUUCUGAUCAUCGGCGUCAUGGCCGCACAUGCAUUUGGCGAGGGCUCCGGAGUGGGCGUGUCAUUCAGCGGUCCCCGCGGCUGGGCGCAGGGCCUGCUGGUGACAAUUGCCAUCGGACUGCACAACAUUCCCGAGGGUAUGGCGGUAGCGACAAUUAUGGUCGACCGCGGAGCACCUCCUCGCACGGCACUGUUCUGGACGCUGCUGUCGGCGCUGCCGCAAGGCAUUGUUGCCGUGCCCGCAUACAUGUUUGUGGAGACGUUUUCGGGGCUGCUCCCCAUAGCGCUGGGCUUUGCCGCGGGCUGUAUGAUUUGGAUCGUGUUUGCAGAACUCAUUCCCGACGCGUUGGAGACAGCGGAGCAUGGACAUGUAGCCACCGCUGCCACGCUAUCGGCCGCUGCGCUGCAAUGCAUCAGCAUGGUGAUCGCCAAGUUGGAACGCCCGGAUGGCUCAUUAGCUUCACCCAUCGCUGCGGACGUGUCCGUCCUGCUGCCCGACUUGCUGCUGCUACUCCCAGGCUUCCUGACACCCUGCGUUGCUGCCGGUUUGGCGGGCAGCCUGUUGCCCUCCCUGCCCCUCACCAUGGGGCUGUCUGUGGGCGGUGGUAUAUCUGCGGCGCAGGCGAGCCUUGCAGCCAGCCGAAGCUUGGGCGGCAUGGGGACGGGGCUAGACAGGCGCAACGGCUACGGUGCAAGUGUGGGUUUUGCAGGAGCGUCACAUUUGGAGGAUGGCGGGGUUGGCGCGGUGACAAUCACGUGGAACGGCCCCCUGGACUUGCAGCCCGCUACGGACCGGCCACGGGAGUGCGUACGGGCGGCGCUAGUAGUUGGGGUCAUGCUGCUGGCGGGGACGUUGCCGCUGGCGUAUGAGGUGGCAGCCGUGCUGUUGCACCACCUGGGGGAUGCGUCCACACUUCUGCCGCCGCUGAUGCUGAGAGGCAUAGCACCCGGGGUGACCUGCGUGGGCAUCGUGCGGACUGUAGCUGGCGCACCCGGCUGGCGCCGCCCUGCCGCUGCUGCUGGGCUGCUGGCCACCUGCCUCGGCACAGCCGUAUCCCUGGUACUGCUGUCGUUGCCAUACGGGCGGGUGGCAGCAGAGGAGAUCGCACUGGACCCUGCCGGCCUGGCGGGCCGCUUGCAGGCCUUUGCAUCCGGGGGCCUGUUGCUGGCGGCUGUUGGCCAGCUGUGGCCUGCCGCCGCGCAUUUCAAGCCCCGCAAGGUGCAGCUGGGGGUGAGCCUAGGUCUGGGCCUGGGGGCCUUCAUGGCGCUGCUGCAUGCCGGUCUGUGCGCGGGGACACCAUACUGCCUCGCGCUCGGAACGGUGCCAACGACGUCGGAUCCACGCUGA